Molecule: messenger RNA, 1373 nt
Organism: Epinephelus lanceolatus (giant grouper)
Lineage: Eukaryota; Metazoa; Chordata; Actinopteri; Perciformes; Serranidae
Biological process (GO): positive regulation of Rho protein signal transduction; phospholipase C-activating G protein-coupled receptor signaling pathway
Cellular component (GO): plasma membrane
Molecular function (GO): G protein-coupled receptor activity
Source: RefSeq, a predicted model, not a curated record
AUCUAUCUUCAUCAUCAUCAUCAUCCUCUGCAUCCUCAAGACUGGUCGUGAUGGGAAACAGCAGCACAACGUCUCCUCCAUCGUCUGUCAAUGACUCCAACAUCAGCUCCAACCACUCCAUCAGCGGGAGCCACUCCUUCAGCCACUUCUGGUCUAUGCUCUUGUCCUCUAUGGACAGUUACACUGAGAUGAUGACCCAGUGUCAUCUGGAAACUGGUAAACUGGGCUGGUUAGUGGUGAAGAUCUUCAUACUGGUGACGGCCCUCCCAGCUAAUGCAGGUUUGAUGUGGCUGCUGCUGAAGAGGAGGCGAGCCAUGACAGCGUCGGAGGUGCUGGGACUCAACGUGUCCCUCAUGGACGUCCUGUACUCUCUCUGCCUGCCUCUAGACAUUUACUCCACCCUACAUGAGACCUCUCAGAUGACCAGCUCCGUCAGAGAGGCCCUGUUUGCACUCAACCUGUUAGGCUGCCCGCUGCUGUUGACCUUCAUGUGUUUGGAACGCUACGUGGCGGCAGCUCGGCCUGUCCUCUACAUCAGGCUGGGGAGGUGGGAGUACCGGGCCAUGCUGUGUGCCUGUGCCUGGCUACUCACCCUGGCCGUGGCCCUGUUGGGGUACUUCGUCCAGAUGUUCACCAUGGCUCUGUCCAUGUCCAUCACCAUCUCGCUGCUCUUCCUGCUCAUGCUGCUGUGUCUGCUGGGGAUCGUGUGGGUGUUGUGUCAGAGUGGACCGGGCGAAGCUUCAGGAUCCAGCGUGCCGCUUAAGAGACGUGCUCUGAAGAACAUCGUGGUGGUGAUGGUGCCGUCAGUCGUGGCGUACUCUCCUCUGGUGGCUCUGGUCCCGUACGUGUCUGUGAUCGUCUCCCAGUCCACAGAGAACGUCAGCCCCACACAGUGUACCGUCCUGCAGGUCCUGCUGCUCUUCCCAAACUUCGGCCUGUUCAUCGGCCCCAUGUUCUACCUGUCCCGCUUCAGACGGGCGAGCUGCUGGGCCAAAGUGCAACAGAGCCCCAACUCCAAAACACAGACCGAGUAGAUCACCUCUUUAUGUAGACCCUUUAGCUGUUAGUAAACCGUAUGAUGUUUUUUGGUGGGCGGGGCUUAGCUGGAGGCCAAACAUUUCUCCACAGGCAUUAGCUAGAGCUAGCUAGCAAGUUCUGUUGGCUUGUUUUAGACAAUGUAGGAGGAUGAUGUGAGUGGUGCAUUUGGAAAUAUUCAUGUCGGAGCGCACUCAACAAGACGACAUUUUAAGACUCCUAUGUAGCCACAGCCCUGUGGGGGGAGUCGUGUUUUGCCUCCAACUAACAAACUGACGUCACGGUGAUGUCAGCCCUGAAAGGGUCGGUAGGAUAGAAAUGUGUUUGAACAUGUAGGU